Molecule: messenger RNA, 1050 nt
Organism: Fragaria vesca subsp. vesca
Lineage: Eukaryota; Viridiplantae; Streptophyta; Magnoliopsida; Rosales; Rosaceae
Product: ABC transporter I family member 17-like
Exons: 4
Coding region: 61-879 (272 amino acids)
Biological process (GO): phosphate ion transmembrane transport
Cellular component (GO): membrane
Molecular function (GO): ATP hydrolysis activity; ATP binding; phosphate transmembrane transporter activity
Source: RefSeq, a predicted model, not a curated record
CCUUCAUAGAUACAAUACCCUUUCUCCUUCCUCCUCUCAUCCUUCUCAAUCAAAAUUUCCAUGGCUCCUCAAGCACACAUCCCACUUUCAGCAGAAGAGAAUGAAGAAGAAGCAGUACUGGUAAUCAAUGAUGGAGAAGCUGACGGCAACGUGAAGUUUCGGAUACGAAAUCUGACCAGAAUAUCAGACGGUGCAGGAGGAGGAGGAGGAGCUAUCAUACUGAAUAAGCUGAGCGUGGACAUCCCAAAAGGAGUGAUCGUCGGAAUCAUAGGCCCAAGUGGCAGCGGCAAGUCCACUCUUCUCCGAGCACUCAACCGCCUCUGGGAGCCGCCGUACGGCACUGUCUUCUUGGACGGCCAUGAUAUAAAGGACCUCGAUGUUCUCAGUCUCCGGAGGAAGGUCGGAAUGCUCUUCCAGCUUCCUGUUCUUUUUGAAGGCACUGUUGCAGACAACGUCCGUUAUGGUCCUCAGUUGAGUGGGAAGAAUCUGAGUGAUCAGGACGUUCAUAAGCUACUGACCCUUGCAGGCCUUGAUUCAUCGUUUUUCAGUAAAACUGGUUCUGAACUAUCUGUAGGCCAAGCCCAAAGAGUUGCACUUGCUAGGACCCUAGCCAAUUCGCCUGAGGUUUUGCUGUUAGACGAGCCUACUAGCGCCUUGGAUCCAAUAUCAACAGAGCACAUAGAAGGUGUUUUAGAAAAGCUGAAGAACAAACGGGGCAUGACAGUCAUAAUGGUCUCACACAGCAUCAAACAAAUCCAGAGGAUUGCUGAUGUAGUGUGUCUCCUUGUAAACGGUGAGGUUGUUGAAGUUUUGAAACCAGAUAAACUCUCAGAAGCCAAGCACCCUAUGGCCUUGAGAUUUCUUGAACUCAGCUCUUGAUCAUGUCUCUCUUUCAUAAUUUUUGGAGACUUGGAGAUCAUCUAGGCAUUUUGUGAUAUUUGUACUAUAUAUUUGUGGAGAGAUGAUCAUAUUUUUAAGAAACAAAAAACUUCUUAUAUUACUCGGUCCUUUACUUCCUCAUAUCUUAUAUAUCCCGAUAUAUACAUUUGG